Molecule: messenger RNA, 1588 nt
Organism: Trematomus bernacchii (emerald rockcod)
Lineage: Eukaryota; Metazoa; Chordata; Actinopteri; Perciformes; Nototheniidae
Product: low affinity immunoglobulin gamma Fc region receptor II-like
Exons: 6
Coding region: 18-1007 (329 amino acids)
Biological process (GO): cell surface receptor signaling pathway
Molecular function (GO): transmembrane signaling receptor activity
Source: RefSeq, a predicted model, not a curated record
GACAGCAGGAAGACAUCAUGGAGGUCACAGCGCUCUGCAGCCGACUGCUGAUGUGUGUCGUCAUUCUGCUGGGUGCACAUAUUCAGAAGAGCUCUACGGGAAACUAUGACGCAGCUUUGCAAAUGAUGGCAGAGAGACUGCAGCUCUUUGAAUACAAACCCUUCUCUUUUCUCUGCGAGGGUCUUGGAUCUGCUCUGAGGGGGUUUAGGAACAACAAUGAGUUAAUUCAGGGUUGUUAUAUUAUUGAUUCAUCAACACUGAACUGCACCAUUAAAUCAGCCUAUGAUUCAGACAGUGGGGUUUACUGGUGUGAGGAUGAGAAAGGAGAGAAGAGCAACUCUGUCGACAUCACCGUCACCGCUGGCUCUGUGAUCCUGGAGAGUCCUGUGCUUCCUGUGAUGGAGGGAGAAUCUGUGACUCUGAGCUGCAGAAACAAGACGACCACUUCCUCCAUCCUGUCAGCUGACUUCUAUAAAGAUGGCCGCCUCAUCAGGAGCAGCUCUACAGGAAUCAUCACCAUCCAAAGAGUUUCUAAAUCUGAUGAAGGACUCUACAAGUGCAGCAUCUCUGACGAUGGAGAAUCACCAGAGAGCUGGCUGGCUGUCAGAGCUGGCUCUGUGAUCCUGGAGAGUCCUGUGCUUCCUGUGAUGGAGGGAGAAUCUGUGACUCUGAGCUGCAGAAACAAGACGACCACUUCCUCCAUCCUGUCAGCUGACUUCUAUAAAGAUGGCCGCCUCAUCAGGAGCAGCUCCACAGGAAACAUCACCAUCCAAAGGGUUUCUACAUCUGACGAAGGACUCUACAAGUGCAGCAUCCCUGAUGGUGGAGAAUCACCAUUGAGCUGGCUGACUGUCAGAGCUGUUCACAGAGAGACGUGUCCCUGCUCGGAUCACUCCCUUUACGUCCUCCUCGUCUUAAGGACUGUGUUCACCGUAGUGAUGGUGGCUCUGCUGCUGCUGCUGGUGGGACUGCUGCAUUGUGGGAAACUCAGGGUCACACAGAAAUAACUCAUGUAAAAAGAUUAGAGUUUGGUUAUCAAGAUAAUGAACACCACGAGCCGAGGACAUUAUCACUUUCUUCAGCUUUGUAUCUCUUCUUCUGCUCAGGUUGAGUGUGAGGUGUGUAACUUCUCUGUGUCACAUGAUGGUACGAGCAGCAGCUGUUAGACUUUCUCACACUCAAGACAACGUUAAAAACCACUGAGGUACUGACUGACGCAUGCAUUUAUUUUUAAAGGCGAGCUGAGGGUAUGUUGAUCUGAGUUUUAUUUUAGACUCCAGAUACUUUCAGCUUCUCAGACACAACCCACAGAAAAUAUGUAGAAGAGGCUUUGAGGUGACUUUAGGAGCAACUUAAUCUUUAUGGUUUUAUAGAGUAACUUAAGUGUAAAUUGAGUCUAAACUGAUAUAUAUUUGGAGUUGUUGUGAGUGACGAACAUGUUAAUACCUGCUAGCAUAUUAGCACUGCCACUAAGCAUGUUGGCAUCCUAACUUUAUCAGGCUAGCAGGAAUGCAGACAUGUGCUAUUUAGGCAACAAACAAUACAGACUUAUUUUGUGUGUUUAUUUAAACAGAAAACAAGUACAUAU